GGUUGGACUUCCUGGAGCGGGGACUUGUCAACAGGCGGCGGGUCUCGCCCGAGUCGGGGCGGGCGGUGGGCUGGGGGGCUGCCCCAGGGCAGAGAAGAGAGAACCCAGCCCCGCCCCCGACGUGCCCCCCUUUCCCCCGGAUCCUGCCCCUUGGGGCACCGGCCCGACCCUGCCUCCAACUUCAGGGAACUUCCCAGCCCUGCCCCGCCCCCUCUUUGCGGUGGGGGGCUGGGGUGCCUGGAGCCCCCCCUACUGCCCUGUGACCUUUGACCUGCCCCGUGACCUUUGAUCUGCAGGUGAGCUACAAUCAGGGGGGCACCGUAGCCCCCCAUUUGCCGUGCCGCCUGCGGGGAUGUCGCUGCCUCCAGCUCUGUGUCUGGCCGGAGACCCCGGCACGGGCCCGGCACAGCCUCGGCCCCGGUGAGCUGGCGCGGGGACCAUGAGCGGUGCCCGGAAGAAAAGCAGCUUCCAGAUCACCAGCAUCACCAGCGAGUUCGAGCCGCCGGUGGCGCCGCCUGCCGUGGAGCCACAGGAGGACGCGCCACGCAACGGGCCGCCCGGUGCCGCCUCCCGCUUCCGCCUGGUGAAGCUGGACCAGGGCCCGGGUGAGCCCUUCAAACGGGGCCGCUGGACCUGCCUGGAGUUCUACGACCAUGACCCCGAGCACCAGGCCGUGGGGCGGCUCCUGGGAGCCCCCCGGCACCCACAGUCCCUCGACUCCCGCCUGGAGCUGGCUGGGCUGCUGCCCAAGCCCCACGGCUACUCCAGCCUCCCGCCACCGCGCGGGCACGGCCACUCCCAAGGCAUGGUCCAUCCUAGCGAGCAUCUGUCCCACUCGCUGGGGGGCGGGGAGAGGACACCCGGGGGCAGAGCUCACAGCCAUGGGACUGCUGCGGAGCCGAGCCUGGGGGUCGAAGAGCUGCUGCUGCCUCACAGCCUCGCCCAGCGCAUCCGGAGGGAGGUGGAGGAAAGGCACAAGGUGCCACCCCGAGGCUCCCGCCCCUCAUCCCCGGCCCCCCUGUUCUUCCGGGAAGGGAGCCCCGUCCGGAGGGGGUCAGACCCCUUUGGAGGCCACCUCAGCCUGGCCCGCUCCAUGUUCGCUAUGGGGGGCCACCAGGACAGCGACGAUGAAAGGUGAGGCAGGACUUCCUGUCCACUGCACCUGGUGGAGGGCGGGACUU
Chelonoidis abingdonii (Abingdon island giant tortoise) is the source of this 1181-nucleotide messenger RNA. RefSeq names its product TSC22 domain family member 4 (gene TSC22D4). The record is from RefSeq and is a predicted model, not a curated record. Gene Ontology annotation, biological process: response to osmotic stress. Lineage: Eukaryota; Metazoa; Chordata; Testudines; Testudinidae.